CGCGCACAACCCAUAGUUAAAUUGCACUUUCUUCGUUCUCUCUCGCCGCCGUCACGCGCUAAUUUCACACACAGUAACGAUGGUCGGAGAGGAGAAGCGGCAUCAGAUGAUGCAGAAUUUGUUCGGCGACCAAUCGGAAGAAGAGGAAGAGGAGGAGGAGGUUGAAUCCGAGCACGAGUCCAAUCGCCAACCUGAUUAUGCCUCUGAUGAAGGGGAUGAAGGACCGGAUGCUGAAGGUGAAGCUGAAGGUGAAGGUGAAGUUGAAGGUCAAGGAGAGGCAGAAAUUGAGAGCGAGGGUGAACCUCAAGAUCUUGAUCCUUUACAAGGUGAGAGUGAGGGUGAGAGAGAUAAAAGCUCUCAGGAAUUGGAGAUAGGUAACCAAAGGGAACAAAGUCAAGAAAGGUAUUCGGAGAGUGAUGAUAAGGAGGAUUAUGACCAACGAGUUGUUACUAGUAGAAGACAUGAUGCAGUUGAAAGUGGGUCAGAACGAUCUGGAGAAAACCAAUAUGUUGCUAAUGAGGAUGACGAAGUGAAUCAGGCUAGGAGUCACAGUGUAUCUGGUGAUGAGAAAGACGAGGAUCAGUUUUUGCAGUCAGCCCCAGAGAUUCGUGAUGUUUUUGGAGACUCUGAUGAUGAAGAACAAGCAGAAUACAAAGUUCAGGAUCAGAUCGAAGAAGAUGAAAUUAGAUCCCCGAUUGAAGAUAUGGGGAAUUAUGAGAAAGAUUUGAGGCCAGAUGACAUGAUACCUGAUGAAGAUGCACCCUAUUACUCUGAAGAAGAGCAUAUUGAUGCUAGAACUAAAGAGAAACCAGUUGGUCCACCACUUGAGCUGGAAAUUCCUCUGCGCCCUCCUCCAUCUGAAUCCGACAAGAUGAAUAUGAUCAAAGUAUCUAAUAUAAUGGGCAUAGAUCCUACGCCAUUUGAUCCACAUACAUAUGUGGAAGAGGAUCAUUAUGAAACUGAGGAAUCUGGGUCAAAAAAGAGGAUAAGAUUGGAGAACAAUGUCAUUCGCUGGAGAAAGGUCAAGCAGCCUGAUGGCAGAACAACUAUUGAAAGCAAUGCUCGCUUCGUGGAGUGGUCAGAUGGUAGCAUGCAGCUACUUAUUGGAAACGAAGUGCUUGAUAUAUCUAAGCAAGAUGCACAGCAUGAACAGGCUCACCUUUUUAUGAGACAUGGAAGAAGCAUUUUCCAAUCCCAAGGGCGAAUUAUGAAUAAAAUGAGGUUUAUGCCGUCAUCCCUAGCUUCAAAUUCUCAUAGGCUGUUAACUGCUCUUGUUGAUUCGCGACACAAAAAGGUGUUCAAAGUAAAGAACUGCAUCACUGACAUUGACCCUGAGAGGGAGAAGGAGCAAAAAGAGAAAGCUGUUCAUCAAUCAAUUAAAGCUAAUGAACUUCUUAGCCGGAAGAAGGAGAAGGUCAAUCGUAAGUAUACACAGCCCAUCCGCAGGGAGCGCCAACUUUCUGCUGGUUUCUUAGAGGGUGCACUUGAAGAGGAGGAUGAAGAGUAUUAUGAACCACGCCGUUCUUCUGGUCGGCGUCGCUUUGAUGAUGACCUUGAAAUGGAAGCUCGAGCUGAGAAGCGCAUAAUUAAUGCAAAGAAGGGGCCAAAGGAUAUGCCUCGCAAGUCAACAUUCCAAGCUGCCAAAUCAUCUCGACGGCCAGUGGACUUCUCUGACAGUGAGAAAGAGGAAUCAGAGUAUGAAACCGAGGGGGAGGAAGAAGAAGGUUCACCACCACAUAGAAGGCAUGAGGAAGCAGAGCAAGACUAUGGGGAGGAAGAUGAAGACCUACAACAAAGAGAGCAAGAAGAAGCCUAUGACGAAUCAGAAGAAGAAGCUGAGGAGCCAAAGCAGAAGGUUAGGGACUCUGGAGGCAGCCUCAAAAGGAAGGGUAUUGAUUCUGAUGAGGAUUCUCCUCCUAGGAAAACUACUACUCAUCGCCGGAUGAAAAUGGUGUAUGAGAGUGAUGAGGACUAAAACAGGACUUAUGGCUAUUUAAGAAAGUGAAGCCGCAUCUUUUCUAUAAUCUUUGCGCGACUAUCAGAUGGCUCUUCCUGUUAAGAGGAAAUUUGUGGGGCAAACCACUCAUGUAUGUGCGUACUAUAUACUACAGUAUUAUUCUUGUUAUGGUUCAUGUCACUUUUUUUCUGCCAAAUUUUAAGCACAUUGUUGUAUGGAAUUUUUGGUUCUAAUUAUCUUUUAUAAUUGUAAAUGACUGGAGCUAUAUUUAUAUACCUGCUUGAAGUAAAUUUUUGGUCCUAAA
Molecule: messenger RNA, 2261 nt
Organism: Salvia hispanica
Lineage: Eukaryota; Viridiplantae; Streptophyta; Magnoliopsida; Lamiales; Lamiaceae
Gene: VIP4
Product: leo1-like family protein
Biological process (GO): transcription elongation by RNA polymerase II; positive regulation of transcription elongation by RNA polymerase II
Cellular component (GO): Cdc73/Paf1 complex; nucleus
Molecular function (GO): RNA polymerase II C-terminal domain phosphoserine binding
Source: RefSeq, a predicted model, not a curated record